AUGGGCUUCUGGGCGCCCCGCUUGCUGCCGCCGUGGCUGGUGCUUUGCUGCCGCCUCUUUCCCUCGGCGCUGGCCGACGGCUGCCCGGCUCCGUGCCGCUGCCUGGGGGAGCUCGUGGAUUGCAGCCGCCUCCAGCUGAGCCGAGUGCCCGAGUCGCUGCCGGCGGGGAUGGUGCAGCUAGAUUUAAGCUACAAUAGAUUGUCUUCAAUCAAGCCCAGUUCUUUGACUCACCUCCAUAGCCUGCGAGAAAUAAAACUGAGUGGUAACGAAUUGAAAGACAUACCGAAUCUGGGGACUAUUUCAGCAAACAUUACUCUUCUGUCUUUGACAGGUAACAAGAUUUCUGACAUCUUGCCUGAACAACUGAGACCAUUUCAAUCUUUAGAAACUUUAGAUUUGAGCGACAACCAUAUUUCUGCGCUUACAAUGGCAUUGUUUCCUCCUCUGCCACUCAAGUACCUGCAUAUCAACAGUAAUAGGAUCGUUUCCCUAGAACCAGGCACUUUUGACAACUUAUCCAGCACACUUCAAGUACUGAAGCUGAAUAAGAACCGGAUUGCAUUCAUCCCACAGAAGAUGUUUAAACUCUCCCAUUUGCAACAUCUAGAGAUGAACCGCAACAAAAUUAAAAUGAUAGAUGGUCUUACUUUCCAAGGCCUUUCUGCUUUGAAAUCUUUACGAAUACAGAGAAAUGGGCUAGUUAGACUCAUGGAUGGAGCUUUCUGGGGAUUAAGCAACAUGGAAAUACUGCAGCUGGACCAUAACAACCUAACGGAGAUUACCAAGGGCUGGCUUUAUGGCCUGCGGAUGUUGCAGCAGCUUCAUCUGAGCCAAAAUGCUAUCAGUAGGAUCAGCCCUGAUGCCUGGGAGUUCUGCCAGAAACUCAGUGAGCUAGACUUAACUUAUAAUCAUUUAUCAAGAUUAGAGGACUCAAGCUUUGUAGGCUUAAGCCUGCUAGUGAGACUGAACAUUGGGAACAACAAAGUGAGCUACAUUGCUGACUGUGCCUUCAGGGGACUGUCCAGUUUACAAAUACUAGAUCUUAAAAAUAAUGAAAUCUCAUGGACAAUUGAAGAUAUGAAUGGUGCUUUCUCUGGACUUGACAAACUUAGAUGGUUGCUGCUCCAAGGAAACAGGAUUAGAUCAAUUACUAAGAAAGCAUUUUCUGGUCUGGAUGCGCUUGAACACCUAGAUCUAAGUAACAAUGCAAUCAUGUCAGUACAAGGAAACACAUUUUCACAAAUGAAGAAACUUAAAGAACUGUAUCUAAACACAUCAAGCCUUUUGUGCGAUUGCCAGUUGAAAUGGCUGCCAGAAUGGCUGGUAGAUAAUAACUUCCAGAGUUUUGUAAAUGCCACUUGUGCCCACCCUCAGAUACUGAAAGGAAGAAAUGUUUUUGCUGUCAGCCUUGAUGGCUUUGUGUGUGAUGAUUUUCCAAAGCCACAGAUAACUGUCCAGCCUGAAACUCAAUCAGCAAUCAAAGGUUCCAAUUUAAGUUUUAUAUGUUCAGCUGCCAGCAGCAGCGAUUCCCCAAUGACUUUUGCAUGGAAGAAGGACGGUGAAUUGCUGAAAGAUGCCGAAAUGGAGAAUUACGCACAUCUCAGGGCACAAGGCGGUGAAGUGAUGGAAUACACCACCAUUCUGAGGCUAUGCAACAUUGAAUUCAGCAAUGAAGGAAAAUACCAAUGCGUUAUUUCAAAUCACUUUGGCUCAUCCUACUCCAUCAAAGCUAAACUUACAGUGAACAUGCUGCCUUCAUUUACCAAGAUGCCCACGGACAUUACCAUUCGGGCAGGAGCAACGGCGCGGCUAGAAUGUGCUGCGGUGGGUCACCCAGUUCCUCAGAUUGCUUGGCAGAAAGAUGGUGGCACAGACUUCCCUGCAGCACGCAAGAGACGCAUGCAUGUGAUGCCUGAAGAUGAUGUGUUCUUCAUCGUGAAUGUCAAAAUUGAGGAUACUGGUGUUUACAGCUGCACAGCUCAAAAUACUGCUGGGAGUAUUUCAGCUAAUGCAACACUAACUGUAUUAGAAACACCUUCAUUUUUGCGGCCUUUGGUGGACCGAACUGUGACAAAAGGUGAAACUGCAGUCUUGCAAUGUAUUGCUGGUGGUAGCCCUCCACCUCGACUGAACUGGACCAAGGAUGACAACACUUUAAUAGUGACUGAAAAGCAUUUCUUUGCUGCAGGAAACCAGUUACUUAUCAUUGUAGACACAGACUUUGAAGAUGCUGGGAAGUACACGUGUGAAAUGUCUAACACACUUGGGACAGAGAGAGGCAACAUUCGCCUUAAUGUCAUUCCCACUCCUACCUGUGAUUCUCCUCAGAACACUGCCCCUUCUUUGGAUGACGAUGGAUGGGCCACAGUGGGUGUUGUGAUCAUAGCUGUGGUCUGCUGUGUGGUGGGCACUUCCCUUGUGUGGGUGGUCAUCAUCUACCACACAAGGAGAAGAAAUGAAGAUUGCAGCAUCACAAACACAGAUGAGACAAAUCUGCCUGCUGACAUUCCAAGCUAUCUGUCAUCCCAAGGAACUCUAGCUGAAAGACAAGAUGGGUAUGGGUCAUCAGAGAAUGGAAGCCAACAUCAUUUUGUUUCACCAACCUCAUCUGUGGGAGGAUAUUUCUUACAACAAAGGGAUAGCAAUGGAAUUUGUCAUAUCGAUAAUUGCAGUGAAAAUGAUGUGGAAGCUGUGACUGAUCCUUUUUUAUGCCAUUAUCUGGGAACUGCAGGAAGUGGUUAUCUGAAAGGGAAUAUAUGUGGGCCAGAUGUAUUCGAAGUAUACCAUCCAAGAUGUAUCCCAGAGCAAAGAAUCAUGUGUGCAGACCUUUACGAUUCCAGCUGCUUAAAGAAAAAGGAAUGUGGCCUGUAUCUACACCCACCCGAAGAUCUUUUUGACCAGUAUAUCAGCAUUUCUGGAAUGCACACUCCAAGUGGUAAAUUGCUGGCUUCUGUUUACGCUUCAAAUGAAGAAAGUGAAAUAAAAAACUCACAUCUCAACAUGGACACCUGCAACUUUAACAGAAAUCAGGAGCUGCCUUCUGUUGCUACAAGUAGCACUUUUCUGGGAACAUUUGGGAAACCUGUAUGGAGACAUCAGCUUGAUUCCUUCCCAAGCUGCAAGCAGGCAUCAGUCUGGCAACCCAAAGCCUCUCAUCAUCAUCCUCAUGAAUCACUGGACUUCGAUUCUGAGUCUGAGGAUGAUUGCAGAAAGGCCAGGACGUUUCCUGAUGGGGACAAUUGUAUUUACAGACAGGCUGCUGAACACCUGAGGACUCCGACUUUUCAAUUCUCUGAGUUGGAUACAUAGCCAAAGUCUCCCCAACUGAUUUAUGA
Messenger RNA from Euleptes europaea (tarantolino), 3335 nucleotides. It is a transcript of the gene LRIG3, whose product is annotated as leucine rich repeats and immunoglobulin like domains 3. The transcript is spliced from 19 exons. NCBI's taxonomy places the organism in Eukaryota, Metazoa, Chordata, Lepidosauria, Squamata, Sphaerodactylidae. Bases 1 to 3309 code for a protein of 1102 amino acids. Gene Ontology annotation, molecular function: protein binding. The record is from RefSeq and is a predicted model, not a curated record.